GUGAAACUGAGAUUUGUAACUCAAAAGGCAACAGGUCAGGCCGGGAGCAGGCGAAGAUACUUGGAGGGGCAGCCCACGCCUCGCCCCGUCGGAGAUCGGCGGGAGCCGCACGCCCCUGGGGCAAAGGAGAGGACUCGGCGGGGGUGGGCAAUUGACGACCCAACUUUCCAAGUUUGGGGGCUGCUUGUCUCGGCGCAACAUGAAGGCCUGGCUGGCGCUGCUGCUGGCUUGGAUAUGGUGUCACAUCACUGGAGGGGAAGGGGACUCCGUCCAGGGCGGGAUCUGUUGGCUGCAGCAGGGCAAGGAAGCAAAAUGCACCAUGAUCCUAAAGGCCGACGUGACCUGGGAGGAAUGCUGCGGCAAUAGCAACGUUGACGUCGCUUGGUCCAACUACACCCAGCCAGGGAACAAGAUCAGCCUCUUGGGGUUCCUUGGGCUGGUGCCGUGCCACCCUUGCAAAGAGACCUGUGAGGGGGUGGAGUGCGGCCCUGGCAAAGUCUGCAAGAUGAAACAUGGCCGUCCCCACUGCGCCUGCGCCCCGGAUUGCUCCAGCCUGCCCAGGAAGCUGCAAGUGUGCGGCUCGGAUGGCUACACCUACCGCGACGAGUGCGAGCUGCUGACGGCUAAGUGCAGAGACCACCCCGACCUGGAAGUGAUGUACCAGGGCAAAUGCAAAAAGUCCUGCUCCAGCGUGGUGUGCCCCGGGACCCACACCUGCGUUGUGGACCAGACGGGCAGUGCCCACUGUGUGAUGUGCAGGACGGCCCCCUGCCCUGAUCCCUCCACCCUGGACCACACUCUCUGCGGCAACAACAACGUCACCUACCCAUCUGCCUGCCAUCUACGGCGGGCAACCUGCUUCUUGGGCAGAUCUAUCGGAGUCCGGCACUACGGAAGCUGCUUAGCUGUGGCCAAGUUUCCCCUCGAUGUGGGCGAUGCCGAAGAAAACUAUGUGUGAAACACUCCUCCUUUGCCAAGAGGCCGAACCCAGGAGACGGGCAUUAUGUAUAUAUUGUACAAACCAUAUACCUGAUAUUUAUUAAGAUGAAAAAUUCUUAUUUAUAUCUGUUUAUGUUAUGCAGACGCAUAGGGCCCGAUUCUCAUUACUCCGUUCCUGCGUCUGGGGCACGGGAGGGAGAUUAGGGUGGCUUUAAACCACCUUUCUGCUCCUCAUAGUCCUGGGUGGUUCAGAGCCUGAUGUAAGUUAGAGCAGCCUCUGGGCUGCUCUAACUUAUGCUCUGCUCCCCAUGGGAGGCAGUGACUAGCCAUAGCACAGGGCACUCCAACCAUGUCUUCAGUCUGUCCUCUGGGCUGUGAGCAGGACUAUUGUACAAUCUUUACAGCAGCUCUACACUGACUGGGGAGGCCCCCAUGUGCAGGAGGAUUCUCUGGGG
Messenger RNA from Mauremys reevesii (Reeves's turtle), 1394 nucleotides. RefSeq names its product follistatin like 3 (gene FSTL3). Gene Ontology annotation, biological process: multicellular organism development; negative regulation of activin receptor signaling pathway; cell differentiation. Lineage: Eukaryota; Metazoa; Chordata; Testudines; Geoemydidae. The record is from RefSeq and is a predicted model, not a curated record. Gene Ontology annotation, molecular function: activin binding; protein binding. Bases 200 to 958 code for a protein of 252 amino acids. The transcript has 5 exons.